This is a messenger RNA of Pseudopodoces humilis (Tibetan ground-tit), 3607 nucleotides long. It is a transcript of the gene TRAT1, whose product is annotated as T cell receptor associated transmembrane adaptor 1. Gene Ontology annotation, cellular component: T cell receptor complex. Lineage: Eukaryota; Metazoa; Chordata; Aves; Passeriformes; Paridae. The record is from RefSeq and is a predicted model, not a curated record. Gene Ontology annotation, biological process: positive regulation of T cell receptor signaling pathway; negative regulation of receptor recycling.
ACGUACGUUAACUUGUAAAAGCUGAACCACAUUUCCUGUUUAUAAGAAAGGAGGUGAAAAUAAAAGACUGGAGAGAUUUGAGAUUGACGGCAACUCUAAAGACAGGUUCAUGCUGCCAGGUUCCAAACAAAAAGAGUACCCAACAUCUGCCAACAUAACUUGAUUUCCUGUUGGAUAAAGGGGGAAUAAAGGGGAAUAUUCCUAGAAACAACAAAACCAGUUACAGGAAUGGACUGCCAUUUUUCUGUCUGGGGAGUUUUGGCCUUCCUUAGUUUGGCUCUGCUUGUUUCGUUGACAUUGAAUAUUUCACACUGUAUGAAAAAGAAGCAAGCUAAAAUGGAUAAAGACUACGAAGAGAACAAUCCAAGCUAUGAUGGCUAUCACACAGAAGAUUAUCCAGUUUAUGGCAAUCUCAAUCAAGAUAUUUUAGAAGAAUGUUGUUACGAGCAGAUGAAGUCCCAGCCUCAAAGACCAGUUAACCAGCUACAGGUGGAGUCUGCCAAUCAGAUGUGUUAUGCCUCACUUGAUCACAGUGUCAAGGGAAAACACAGAAAACCAAGGAGAAAGAAAGAUCCUUUAUUAGAAGAAAAUGAGGAAGAAAGAUCAUCUAAUCCCAUGGCAGCUUCCAAAAUUAUUUACCUCAAUAGUGAGCAGCUGGCGGCCGAAAACACGGCAAAAGUAGAAGCCAUUCAUGAUGACCCCAUCAGAUUAAUGGGCUUGAUUCAUAAUAAAAAAGGGGAGAACCGAAUAGGUAAUGAACCAAAUAUGUAACCAUAAAGUGAGAUUUGCUUUCUCACUCUGGGGGAACAAGGAAUGAUUAGAGAUAAUAUCCUGGAAAGCUGACAUAUUAAUCAGUGGUAUGAAAUGGUUAAGUGUUCCAAACUCUCUGCCAAGCAUAUUUAUAAACUAAGCAAGACAUAGGUCCAGGCUGCCUCUCAUGGAUCUGCUCUUCUGAAGACAAUGUAAAAGUUGCAGAAGUUGGUACUCAGCAUUCACAUGGUAGUGAUUCCAGUAAAAAUUGAUCCUGUUCUAAACAAGCAUCAGCUUUCAAGCAGUCCUAAAAGACCUCCUCACUGUCUAUAGAGCUCUAGCAGAGUACAGCUAUUCUAUAUUGACUUCAAUACUUUUGAAAUGAGAUUGUGUUUGGUACUUGCACACUUGGUGAUUAGUUGUUUUUACCCAUUAAGAACAGAUCUGUUGUUCCACACUGUGAACUUUCUGUGACUGGUCUAUGGCAAUGACUGGAGAAUAAUUUAACAGCUGAUUUAUAGUAUUAAUUGUACAUAUCACAAAACUUAGCAGUAUCUUCAUAUAGCCUUAAGUUUCCUCUAACAAUAUUGGAAUACGUCUCAUAUCUCAAUUCCUCUAUUAGUGUAACAUUGUACACAGCUGUAUUCAAGGGUCCACAAAGAUACUAUAAAACCAUCUCUAACAAUAAAUCUAGGGAGGAUUUCUUCCUUCUAAUACUCUGUGUUAUGUUUACAUUCCUAUUGUGUUUUCCACUGCCAUCCUUACAAACUGUUUUACAAACACAAACAGCUUUUUAUUUCCCCAAACCCUUCACUUACACUGUGCACAUUCAUUUGAAGACUAAACUCUUUAAAUGGUAAGUUUUAUAGAGUGGGUAUCUAUUUUUAUAUUCUGGGAAUCAUUAAGUAAUUGCUGCAGGAAACAAUAAAGCAAGUUGAUGUGUCUGCCUCUAGGUGUCAGACACUUCUGCCUUCUCAAGAACACAGGCUCUAGCAGCCUUUAAAAUCCACAAAGAGCAGUGCCAAGGAGCUUGGAACUCUGAAGCACACAGAGCCCUAAAGCUGUGUCAGGUCCUGAAAGAGAUAGACCUGGAAAAGAUCCACAGUACAGAGGGCCAAUACCUAACAGCAGAAGUGGAUGAAGACAUCAAAGGAUGAGACAAAUUUAUGGAGAGAAAAAAAAUCAAAAAAAUCAGUGGUUAAAUUCAACCUGUCAUUUCAAUCUGAUAACUAAUUUAAUAGAAAUAAAGUACCCACUUCUCUCACUGACUGUACAUGUAACAGUAAAUUCACUUCAUGGGAUUUAAGUCCAUUUAGUUACCUUUCUAUUCUAAGUCUUCAAUGUUUAGUCCAGCUAUGUGUUUAUGCUAGUUUUUAUCAGCUGCUUUGCCUCACAACAUAGUUUGUUCAAAGAGCAGGGCAUUUUUGUAAACAUUCUCCAUAUAUAUAUAUAUGUGCACACACUUCCUUUCCACAUUUAAUAACUAUCUCCAAUAGAAUUAUUGAUUGUGGCACUCAGACAGGAUGAUCUUUAAUAACCUUAUCAAUUAUUUCCAAGGCAUUUCUAAUACUGCCACAUUUAAAUUUAGCUUUAUUCUUUUGGCUCUUUAACCUGUAUCUGCUUAAAUAAGCAAUUGAGCGACCCAGGUUUUUUAUCAUGAGGUUUAUUUGGAGUAGUUUUUUGGGGUAGCUGAAUCCUUACAUGAAAAAGCAUGUUCAACACAGUUUAUGUAGGUCUUUCUCUAAUGCUUUGAAGAUGGAACAAUCAUAUUCUAAUUAAAUUCUUUAUAUAUAAAGCAAGUUUUAACUAAUUACAACAUAAGAGGAAGGGUUCUAGGUUUACACUGUCUCAGUAUCCUCAUCUGUUUACCACUGUUCCUUAAAAAAAAUUUUACAGGAAAGAGAAGCAGUGUAAAGUGUUUUUUAUUAAUAGCAAGCUUAGCAUUCAAGUACCAGUUCAAUGGAAAAGCAAAGAAUGAGUAAACAAGAGGAAAUUGGUGGAAAAAGCAAAACUAUUUGGAAGAGUAGAAGAAUGGAACUCAAAACACAAGAGAUCAGAUAGCACCAUGAACAUCUUUGUAUGUUCAGAAAGAUGUAUUCCAGCAGUAAUUAUAGCAUUUGAUAAUCACUGCAGGUGUACCUGGCUAAACAGUAUCAUUAGGAAAAACAAGACUUCUGCUUAUGUCAUAAUUUAAGAGUCUGCUCACUCACAUGGUGUAGGAAGAUCAACUCUAAAAAUAGAAACUUUGUCCCAUUUUUGCUACUGCUAGCACCCAAAACAUGGCAAAGAUUUUCCAAGAAUGACAUCUUUAAAUUAUUUCAAAGUAAUCUUCAUGAAGACAAUUUUGCUAGUUGAGUAAACAAACUUACCUUCCUUACCUGUGUGAGCUGCAUUAAAGUUGCUGUGUAGAAGUCAUAUCUAGAUUCAGAACAGGUCCAAACCCCAAUUCCAGUUGACUUCUAAGUUACUUUAGAACAGAAAACAAUGAAUUAUGCAAUCUCUCAGUACUGGUAUAUCAAGAAAUACUGGGAAAUAAUUACCUCAACAAAUCCAAGAGGAAGACAGUUCACAAAACAUAUUCCCUACAGUGCAUCCAUGUCUGGAAAAGGAAGAAAAAAAGAGACCCAAGUGCAUUUCUAAAAGACAAUAUUUUAUUGUUAUCAUGGAAAGAAAUGUAAUAUCCAAAUUAUAAAGGAUGGAAUGUGUGUGCAGAAGUUCUUAUUGCAGAGAAAACAUCACUAGAGCUGGUUUCUUGUCCUAUUCAAGAACAAUACUUCUGAUAAGAUUUUGACUUUAAGAGCCAAAAUAAAAUUCUCCUGUGUGUCUGGAAAUAAAGUAAAGCCAAAGAAAACAAAUC